AUGCCCUUCCUAGAUGAUAAGGAAGCUCUGUGUGUGCUAGACUGCCACGUAGUGAGAGCUGGUGUGCUGGUGUUGUUGCAGGUGGGCGACAUGGAGCGCCCGAGGCGGCUGCCGCGGCCGCUGCUGCUGCUGGUGCUCGCAGCGCUGGUGGCCCCAGUGCGCGCCGGCCCACUCCAAGGGCCCCACGCGGACCCUGAGGUCGACGGCGAGGAGUCGCGCAAGGUGCUCGGCUCCAGCGUGGUGACGUCGGUGUCGGUGAUCAUGGACCUGGGCGACGGCACCAAGGCGUACCUGGCGGACGCGGUCGGGAGGCCGCUGCGGCCGGCGUCCGGGUCGCCGCCGCCGGGCUCUCCGGCGGCCCUGUUGUCGCCGGACCGGUACGAGUUCUACACGUUCGACGAGCAGGGCGACCUGGUGCGGCGCCACAUGACGCUGGCGCAGAUCCAGGGCCUGCUGGCCGCCGGCGGGCAGCCGCUGCGCCUGCGCCUCCGGCCGCGCCCGCCGCAGCCGCAGCCGGAAGACGGGCAGGCGCAGCCCGCGCUGCUCAGCGCCGAGGAGGACGCCGGCGCCGGACAGGACAGCGACGACGUGCGGCAGGUGGUCGAGAGCGUACAGAGCGUGCUGCGCGGCGCCCUCGACAAGGUGUCAUCGAGCGGCGCGCAGAAGCCGCCGCCGCCUGCAGCGCCGCAGCCCCCGCCGACAGCUGCGCCCACGCCAGCCGCCGCAACCACUGCUGCAGCACCGGCCAGCCAAAGACCCGGCAGCAGCACGCGCCGCCCUGCACCCAAUAGGCGUCCACCCAGCAGGCCGCAGUACCGUCCCAGCUCGCCCAGACCCGUCGGCCAGACAAGACGACCGCCGCUGCGGCCCGCUGCCAGCACCAUCAAGCCGGUGGUCUCCACUGCCAACAGCAUCAUCUCUACCGUCAAGCCCACUCGCCGGCCUCCACCCACCAGAUGGACUACUUCUCCCACUACCCACACAGAGGCCACAACUGUGGCAGAUAAGUCCCCGUCGAAACUACCUUACAAAACUACGACAACAGCUGCAGAAAUCGUUACUACAACUGCGUCCAGCCCUCCAAUAGUUGCCAUCACCAAGCCCACCAAAAUCAAAACAACAGUGAAGCCAGCUACAGCCAUUCCUCCAAAAGCACCCAGCACUGCAGCUACCACUACAGAACCUACUACAGCCAUUCCGAUCACUACCAUUAAGCCCACUUUCUUUAGAAAGCCUACUAUUAACACCACUACCACACCCAGGAUCACGACCACCACCACCACGACUUCUACAACCACAACUCCUACCACUAGGAUUGCCACUACCACAAGUCCAAUCCCCACUACCACAACCCCAAAACCAACGAUCACUACCACCACGAGUACCACGACCCCCGCCAGCACCACUACAACCAGUACCACAACCCCCACCACGACAACGAGUACCACAACCCCCACCACAACAACCAGUACCACAACCCCCACCACGACAACGAGUACCACAACCCCCACCACAACAACCAGUACCACAACCCCCACCGCUACAACCAGUACCACAACCCCCACCACGACAACGAGUACCACAACCCCCACCACAACAACCAGUACCACAACCCCCACCACGACAACGAGUACCACAACCCCCACCACAACAACCAGUACCACAACCCCCACCACAACAACCAGUACCACAACCCCCACCACAACAACCAGUACCACAACCCCCACCACUACAACCAGUACCACUACACCCACCAGCACCACAACCACCAGUACUACAACCCCCACCAGCACCAUUACCACCAGCACCACAACCUCAACCACCAUCACUACUACCAGUACUACGAACCCCACCAGUACCACUUCUGCCAGUACCAUGAUCCCAACUACCACCACCACCACCACAACUGAACGCAUCACUGCUACUGCAACCACUACCAGCCCAACAGCCACCACAACUGCAGAACAACAAACAGUCUCCACACAGUCUGUGGAGGUGGAACAGACGACAAAGAAAUUCUCUGUACCACCAUCGUUUGUAGAAAUAACGCCGCGACCAGUAACGAGACCUCCCACGUCUACCACAGCUUCAACAUCCACCACCGUGGGAGACACAUUACCAACUCAAGAAUCCUCCAUAUCCACGACAAUUGGGACACCGUUGUCGACGAUAGACUGGCCUAGAGAUGAAGAUAAUGCACCAGGCACUAUCAGCCAGAAUCUGGAGACGACCACAGCCGCCAGUACAGGAACAACAUCCUCACCUAAGCCUCCUGCUUCUCCUGAACCAGCUCCAGAAUCCGUAUCACUGUCAGCGCCUUUCCACGCUACCCACAAGCCGGUGUACGUCCCACAACCAGGAGAAACACCUCUCGAUGUCAGUUUCACAGCUCUUCCUCUCGACGGAAGCACGCAAAAGGGUGCAACUGAUACGGAAGAAGCCUGGAUCAAUACUGAAGAUCCAACAACAAUGCAGACUGAGGCAUCUUCUUCCGUUAGCGAAUUCCGUAACGAGUCCACCAGUGAUUCUUUGCUUCUUAGGCCUGGUAGUGGUGCAGGGAUAUCAGAAGAUGCAGUGGAUGUCAGUCCCUCGACAGAGUCAAGUACACAGUUCACUUCGACAUAUCAACCGUCACCUCUCACAACAGACAAAGAAAUGAACGCUUCACAGAUGAAUAUAAUGGCGUCCCCAGCACCCUCAACGUCACCUGCUGAUAAUUUACCCGUUGGUGAGAUAGCUUCUGAUGCUUCACAAAUUUUAAAUGUUGCAGCUGAAAUUGCAGAGAGCACAGCGGUAUCAGUUGAUUUGUCUAGUACUGAAAAAGUCAGUGAGAAGCCAGUUAUAAAUGCGUUGCAAGAUACUAGUGGUGCUGAUGAUAGCAGUUUCAAUGUGAACGCAACAGACACACAGCUGAAUGAUCUUGAGAAGUAUGGAACGCAAAAUUCAUCCAUAGUCAAGUCCUCUGUCCAGGAAUCAGAUUCAGUUCCAGAAAAACCUACCGUCGGAGCUCAGGGGACAACAGAGACAGAAGCAUCCAUAGCGCCAGAUAAUUUGACACUUUUCGAUACUACAGAAAAAUUAUCCGAACUUUCCUCGGAUGUUAUCAAUGGUUUGUCAACUGAAAAUUUGCAAUUGGAAGGACAAAAAUCGCCAGAAGGUAUGAAAGAACAGAAACCAUCUAGCGAUGCAAAUGGAUUUGACGGUGGUUUAGAAAAUAGCAACAACCUUACAGACACAGAAAGACCAGAAGAACAGGAAUUGUCCACAGAAAAAGACUUCCUAGGCAUCCAGAAUAUAAUUACUGGAGAUUCAAAUGGUGGCGGCCCGAUCCCAGUUGAGCUGCUCGAUUCACUAAGCAGCGUGUUAUCACAGGUUUCCGAUAGCGAGAAAGUAACGGAAAUCUAUGACGAGAAACCAGGCAGCAUAUCCGACUUUACUGGCAUGGAGCUCGGUGCUGUUGGCGUCAAAGAAACUAGUAAUUCUACCGGGUAUGUAAGCAUUGCCGAUUUGGGAACAAUUGCCCCUGAGGCUUUCUUCAGUGAGAGUGUGGCACAAACAAGCAGUAAUGUAGACCGUCUUCAGGAUGUUUCUACUCUAACUAGCGUUAUUGUGGGUUCUAGAUCGACAACACAAUCGACACUACUUGUAGAUGGCGCGAAUGCUGGGCAAAAAGACGACGAAGUUGCUACCAAACCAGAACCUAUCUCUGAAGCGAUUAAAAACAGCAGACCCGAAAGCGGAAGCGUUUCAGAAGAAAGCAAGUGGGAAAUGAUCUCUCAGUCCGCAGCUCAGCAAACGGGUGGUUACAAAGUAGAAAUAAAAAGUAAGGUGAACGACUCCUCGGUAAGUGAGCUGCUAUCCAGCGAUGUUGCAGCAGUUUCUGCAACGGGAUUUCGAAACGAAACCAUUACUGAUACUGACACCCUCAGUCUUGAAACUACAGAUACUACAGCAGAAAGCACUGAUACCGAUGUAGAACACUUCGUGACGCCUCAGGUAAGCGAUUACGAGACGCCGCUAUCCGAAAUUGAAGGUGCUAUCGCUACGUCAGCAGACGCACCACCUUCCGAUGUUCUAACAUCAGCGUAUGACGUAAGUGCUUCAGAUGUGGCGACAGAACACGAGGAGAUAGUGACUACAAGCGUGCACGUCGUAGGUACCAGUGAAGAGGGGGCAACCACUGGCCCUGUCCCAACUGGAGACAGUGAUAAACUUGACGACGAGGUAUCAUCAGAACAAGAAGAGAACGCAGAUACUGCUGCCGUGCAAGAAAAUGUCGCCGGACAAGAAAACAGCAGCGAUGAGCUUUUGUCAGAUGGCUCUGCUUCUGGUGCCUCUGUGCAAGUCCAUAGUGCUCCAGAAACGGCUAAGCCAGAGGAAGAAGCAACUAUGGCUUCUGACUCAGUUUCCAGCUAUACAGUCACUCCGGAAGAAGAUUCUGAUAGCGCACUGGACGUGAAGGAUAUUGCGGCAGAGAGUAGCGAUGAGUCUGGGACCACUCCUGGGCCAGGAGCGUCCAAUGCGGCGCCAGAAUUGAACGCCGACAAAACAAAGAACAAACCGCCCGUAACUAUUGUCAAAGGUCCAGAGCAGGACACGAUUACCAUGGAUAUGGAGACAACCUACUCGUCCGGCUUAAAGGAUGAAUCAAUGUCCGGGAUCCCUGUUGACACUGGUGACUUAAUCGUUUCGAAAAUAGAUUCCGGCGCCACCUCUGACUCUCAAAACGAUGAUCUGUUGCAAGAUCCGGUCACAGAGUCUCAAAAACUGCAGGAGGCUCCUGCUUCGCCUAUAUCAGCGAUGGGAGACGAUUUUAAUAAUAAAGUAGGCCCAACAGCAGAAACCUUGCCGUCAGACGAACCCGGAACAGGCGGUUCUGAAUCUGUUGGCGCGACCAAAAUCAGUGUCGUCACUGCUACGUCUUCAUCGUUAGAGAGUAUCAAGGACAGUGCUACCGUGUCACAGGAACAGAGAAUCCCUGGCGAAGGUCUUGGUACUGGAGAAACUUCUGUGCAUGUUCUCUCACAACAAGUAGCUGAAAAAUCACCAGAAUUCUCGUUGCAAAAAUUAGACGAGAAACCGCUGGUGGCCAGCAGUGGCGACAGUAGCAUCUCCCCGUUGAACAGGGACAAAGACGACGCUUCACCGUCGAAUGAUGAGGAUGGCAGCAACGCUUCGUCGUCUGAGGAUGUAGUAAGCAUUACCACGAUUAUCAGUGACUCAAAAACGAGUCCUCCGCCCACAGGAAGUAGCACUGAAAGUGGUGCAUUUACUAUCACUCCACUUCCUGCAAAUAUAGCAACAGAAAUGAAAGAAGGUCAAGAAACAACAACUCCUUCAAAAAAACUUAGUAGUAGUACUGUCAGAAUCAGCGCUACACCUGACAGUUUGAUGAGCACAUCACAACCAUCAGGAACAAUUCUAGAGACUGCGCAGUCCCUUAAGGUAGAGGCAACUGAUGACACUGCUGUUAACGCUGAAACUAUUUUAUCUCAGCAAGCUGAUGAUAAAGAUUCGCUGAAGGAUGACACGGAAGAAAUUAAACCACCGAUAAAGAAUCCCACAACGAUGUCUGUAACAGAAGAACUAGCUACUGCCAGAAUACCUGACGAUUCACCGAGUAGCUCCACUCCUGACCGAAUCAGUGCCACCACGGCUAACGAUUCUGGUGUAUAUUUGUCAGAAUUCGCCGCGGAAAGUCAAGAGCAAGACACCGUUAAAAGUACAGAACUCGAAGCCGCAGGAGGUCCAAGCUCUGCUGAGGCGACGGCAACGCCUGCUGCAAUGGCUGGAUCGAGUGGCCUUCCUGAAGAAGGCAGUGCCGCCACGUUCUCCGAGAGCGUUACAUUCAAAGAUCAACUCGCGCCUGAUUUAAGUAAUGUAAAUAAUCAGGAGACACUAGGAAUGAAUGAUGCAGUAAGUGCAGACACAGUUACCGCUCCUAACACAUCUACUCAGAACUUAGAUGAGAAGACUCCAGAGGAGAAUAUUUCAGCCGAUGCAGGAACAGACGAGCUACAAGCGUCUUCAUCGAGCAACAAUCUUCCUGGGACUGUUCUCGAAAACGACGCCAGUGAUGCCCAGGAAGAAGACGAUGUACCAGAGAAUACGACUCCAAUCUUAGAGAGCGCAGAAUCUUCGCUGAACGAAGAGUCGGAUGCUCAGAAAAUUGGCCUAGUCGAUAUUGCAUCGACAGAACCAACUUCGUCUCUGUUUGACAAGGAAGCUCAGAUGGUACCUACCGGCAGCUCGUCUGCAUCGGAGGCGCUCCACAGCAGUGAAACCUCCCUCAGUUCCAACAUCAAAUCAACUUCCGACUCAGCAACGGACUCUCAGUCCGAGGAGCAGCAUGUUGCUGAGAGUGAUUCUACUGCAGAGGUAUCGCAGAAGGAUGACGAAGACUAUUCAGGUCAUUCGGAAGAAAAAAUAGCUGCGAAGUUGUCUGACGAGGCCUCACCUGGAGUAAGUGCCUCGGGAAUUUCUGUUGUAAAGGGCGAUAAGUUAGGGGAAGGUGAAAGCAGCCUUGCAGCAUCAAGCCAAGGCGACCUGUCGUCGCAGUCACCAGGUGGAAGUGCCCCAGAUUCGACUGAGGCGGAUGUGAAGGACACAGCCACAGACGGCGAAGAGCCUAUAUUCAUAAAAAUAAAUCCUCCGCUUGCCGUAAACGGUGAUGCUGGUACUCAUGCAUCUUCAGAAAUCAAGAAAAUUCCUGUCCAGUAUCAUUCAGCUAUCGAUGUACCAAGCAGGAUACACAGUGUUGUUGCACCGACUGUGACAUCAUCUGAGGAAGUUUCCCCUAGCGCCAUCCGAGACGAGAAGCCAGCGUACGUCGUACGGAUAGAAGCGCCUGACAGGAAAGUUCCGACUGGAGAAGGGGACGGAGCAGCGCCAGAGACUGAGGAUAUCCCGGCAGUAAGUGUGCCCGAAUACGGAGACCAGUCACAGGGACAGGCCGUAGAGGGCGCGACAGGAAGUGACGGUCAGGCGACCGAUGCUCAACAUACUUUCUCCGUCGAAGACGCCUCACAGUCCCAACGCCCUCCCGAAAUCCCUUCCGCCAGUCCGAGCAUAAUAAUAGAGAGCGUGACGGCCCAGCCGGCGGCCCCGGCGCAGAGCUCUAGCCCUGCCGGCGGUCUGCUGCCGCCCGAGGUGUCCUGGCCCCAGGAGGGAGAGGUGGAGGAGCCGGAGCGGCCUCCGGUGGACCUGCGGCCGGCUGACGCGGCGCACCAGCUGGGCCUGGAGGCGACGACGGCGGCGCUGGACGGCGACGUGCGCGCCUUCGCCGACCUGCUGAACGAGCUGGCGCUGCGCCUGUGGGCCGGCGUGGCCGCGCGCGGGCUCAACACGGCGUCGGCGCCGCCGCGCUCGCUCGUGCUGUCGCCGUUCGCGCUCACCUCGCUGCUCGCCAUGGUCUUCCUGGGCGCGCGCGGGCCCACCUCCGACCAGAUGAACGACCUGCUGCGCCUCGACGACGUGGUCACCUUCAACCCGCACCUGGUGCUGCGCAACGUCACCGACUCGCUGGUGCACGGCAACCCGCCGGGGGUCGCCGCCGUCGCCUUCGUCAGGCAGCUGUACAGCGACAAGAGUAAAGGCAAGCUGCUGGAGUUCUACAAGGAGCGCGCGCAGCAGUGGUACGAGGGCCACGUGGAGGAGGCGGACUGGUCGGCGGUGGGCGACCUGGUGCGGCGGCGCACCAACCUGCUGGUGCGGCGGCAGACGCGCGGCCGCGUGCACGAGUUCGUCCGCGGCGCCGGCCUCGCGCUGCGGCCCCCGCUCGCCGCCUUCACCGCCUCCGUCUUCCAGACGGACUGCAGCGGCGCGAGCACGGAGGGCCGCGACGGGGAGAUGUACUUCACGGUGUCGCCGUCGCCGCGCCAGCGUCGCCUGGUGCCCGUGCCCGCCGCCGUGUGGAGCGAGGGCGUGCACGCCGGCUACGACCCGCACAUCGACGCCACCGUAGCGGCCAUCGGCGCGGACACGCCGGUGAGUGUGGUGCUGGCGCUGCCGGGCCAGCAGGGGCAGGUGGCGCCGGGUGACGGGCUGUCGGCGCUGGAGCGCCGCCUGCUGACGCCGGAGGGCUGGGCGCGCGCGCUGCGCUGCGUGGCGCCGCGCCGCGGGCUGCAGCUGCAGGCUCCGCGCUUCGCGCACCGCUCGCUGCUCAACGCGACGGCGGCGCUGCGCCGGCUCGGCCUGCGCGACCUGCUGACGCGGGGGCGCGCCGACCUGCGCGGGCUCAGCGGCGGCCUCGCAGACCUCCACCUCGCGGACGUGCUCGCCGCCACACAGCUCUCCACCUGCGCGGGGCACUCUGCGCACGCCGAGGUAUUCCCUCAACGUGCCGCUGGUCGAGCAAGACGAUUGGAUUAUGACGAUACAGAUGCUGAAGUUUUACAGCUACCUCUGGCACUGCGGCCACGGCAAGCACGUCGUCCUGCAGCUGCUGCACGUCUUUCCUUUAAUAGGCCAUUUUUCUAUGCUGUGCGCCACAAUCCAACUGGAAUUAUCCUACACAUGGGCCGUUUCAACCCACGCCUGAUUCACUGAAAACCUGUUAGUUGUACCGUGACUAACAGGGGAAAACUGUAUAUGGACAGUACCAACAACAUUGACUGACAAUAAUUAGGGAUGUGAUAACAGCUGCUGUUCGCUGCUCUAUACGAGUGGAUAUUCCUGACGCAGUGUCCUUUUAACACGCUGACUGCCCCAUGCAUAGUGAUGAAUGUUUCACUGUCAGACCUCUGUGUCAAGCAUGAGGUCCUGGUGUGGCUUCUGGUGGUCACACAGUAUUGGAUCUAAGGGCUCUACUGUGGUCGCUGGAAGCCUCAUGGCAGUCGUUAACACUCAAGUUUCUGUGCAGGAGGUGGGUGACUGUAGUAUGAAUGCACUUCUUAAUGAGAUAAGAACAUGUCUUAUAAUUUGUUAUUAAAUUCUGUUGUCAAAGAUCAUGCUCUGCAGCUUUCCCCAUGUUAUCUUUUGAUAAUGGCAAAAUCAAAGAAUUUUGCGGUGAAAUGUGAUAAAUGAAUUGCAAUUAGUCCAGUUGCAGUGUUUAGUAAACAUGUUAAUAAUGAGUUCUGCUGCAAACAAACACUUGUAGUUAUGUUUUGGAAGUUACUUUUGUCCUUGCAGGUUUCCGUUUUUCAUGAUCAUGGAUAUAACUUUCAGUAGUUUCUUUUACUAAUUCCUGUGCUGCACUAGCAUGGAUUAAGUGAAGAGCUUUACAGCACCACAUGGCAAAAUAAGUGAAAUAACUCUAGAAAUAAAAACAAACAACUUGCCUGUUGAUAAUAUAUUCUCAUGUCUUCAAUUUGCCUCACAUUUAAAAACAGCAGGCUGCAGAGUACUGUACACCUAAUUCUUUGUCAAGGUAUUGAAGCAAGCUUCUAGAUGACUGUGUUGACUCAAAUGAAAAUGUACAUUUAUUUUUGUUCAUUUUUAAUAUUAAGAAUGGAAGCUCUUGGCAUUUCUCAAGGGACAUAUUACACAGCAAUUUCAAAUGAAACGUAUUUUCCAAAAUGUUCUCAGGUUUUAUUCCACUGAAAAUGUACUGUGAUAAUGUGGAACAUUACAGUGCCAUUAAAAUACUCGAGAUUAUGCUGACAGACUUCCAUGCAAUAUAUUUAAUGAUUACACCCUGUGCAUAGAGGUUCUAAAGCUCUAUUCCCACUUUAAGGUGUAUCUUGUGAUAUGUAUGACCACUCUGAUGCUUUAUUUGUAUUGUAACCCUUUACAAACAUGUGACUUACAGAAUCUAUCACUCCAUACUUCAAAAUAUGCUGGCACAUUGUUCAGUUUGUCAUGAUCCAUUCCUCCAACGCAAAUGUUUUAUAGGAGCUCAUCAAAUUGCAUUUAUGUAACAUAGUCAUUAUUUUCAUACAAGACAUGCUGUACAUUAAAUAAUGCUGCUUAAUAUCUAUUUAAGGUUAAAGCAUUAUAUACAGAUAAAUUAUUUAUUAUAUUUGUUGGAGACGUUUCAAUCAAUGUAUGGAAAAACCUAUGUAAUACCUUCAUGGAUGAGCACUCGAUGGUGCAUUUUCCUAAGAGGUGUCAUUUAAAUACAAAAGAAUAAAAAUGACAAUUUGUUAUAA
This is a messenger RNA of Schistocerca serialis cubense, 10088 nucleotides long. Its product is annotated as serine-rich adhesin for platelets-like. The record is from RefSeq and is a predicted model, not a curated record. Gene Ontology annotation, molecular function: serine-type endopeptidase inhibitor activity. NCBI's taxonomy places the organism in Eukaryota, Metazoa, Arthropoda, Insecta, Orthoptera, Acrididae. The transcript has 7 exons. The coding region runs from base 1 to 8547 and encodes 2848 amino acids.